This is a messenger RNA of Helianthus annuus (common sunflower), 1654 nucleotides long. RefSeq names its product F-box/LRR-repeat protein 25. The record is from RefSeq and is a predicted model, not a curated record. The transcript has 4 exons. The coding region runs from base 151 to 1380 and encodes 409 amino acids. Gene Ontology annotation, molecular function: protein binding. Lineage: Eukaryota; Viridiplantae; Streptophyta; Magnoliopsida; Asterales; Asteraceae.
AAGCCAUCACAUGUUUAGAGGAAAACACACAAUAAUAAAACGCAUUGGCUCCUAACCCUAAAAGACGACGUCAUAUUGCUUCUAAUUUUCUCCAUGAUCAUUGGAUUUGAUACUAGAACGAGGUGAGGGGCUUUUGUAUCAAGGUGCAGAAUGAAUGUAGAAGACGAUAGACUAAGUAGCUUGCCAGAUGAUCUUAUCCAUAAAAUUCUCUCUUUUAUAGGGACCGAACAUGCUAUUCAAACUAGUGUUUUGUCAUCUAGAUGGAGAUUUAUAUGGACUUCAAUGCCUUAUCUCAAUCUCUCACAUGAUGAUUUCUUUAGGUUGCCCACGUUCUCCAAAUUUUUUACACGUGUUCUCUCUGACCGCAAUAAUCAAUCAGAUAUGACUUCUGUCAAGCUUAGUGUUCAUGGACACGGUACCUAUUUGGUUGUCAAACAAAUUAUGGCGUAUGCAUUCUCUCACAAUAUCCAACAACUGAAUCUUGGAUUCUCUUGUAACAUUGAUUUUGAAUUUCCUCUUUGUCUCUUUAGGUCUCGGUCUCUUAAACAUCUUAGUUUGACAACGGAAGAUUUUUCAUCUAAUGGGUACCGUAGGAAAUUCUCCUUUACAUAUGUUUUUAAAGCAACGUCUACGUGGGAUCUUCCUGCUUUAACAACAUUGUAUAUUCAUGAUGUCUAUUUGUGUUAUGAUGAAAACACAGAUGAGUUGUUCAUUGAUCUUUUCUCUAAGUGUGCAAACUUGAAGAAUCUCACCUUAAAAGGCUGCUAUACAAAAGGAUUUACGGGUUUAAGUAUUUGUCUUCCACUACUCACUGAACUUACACUUGAAACUGAAUACGGGAGUGUGGAGGUUUUCAAUAUCGUUGCACCUCAACUCAAGAAUCUCACUAUACGAAGUUUCAUUUCGGAAAGUCAUGAAUAUCUUAUAUCUGCACCACACCUUGUAUUCUUGGACUAUAAAGGUUGGUCUUGUUUGCAGCUUUCUACAAAUGCUUUCCUUUCUUUGGAGAAGGCGCAUAUUUGUAUAUCCUAUUCAACCUAUGCUCAUCAAGUUCUGCGCCUGCUUCAACAGAUUCGCAAUGUCAAGUUUCUUACGCUUAACUUAGAAGUUGUUGAGCUUCUUUCUUCAUUUGUGGAACAAUUGGCACAUCUACCUUCCCCAUUUGCUAACUUAAAGAGUCUAAAGAUUCAUCCAGAAAGGGAACGUUUGAAAGUGCGAGAACAUAAGAGAGUAGAGAUGUCUGCAGAAGUCAGAAGCUAUCUGCUAGAUGGUUCUCCUGGUGCCACCUUCACAAUGGUUUCACGUGAGGAUAUUAAAUCUAUGAAGAAGUUAGCCGAAAACCUUAGGACUGUGCGCAUUGCUAGAGCAGGAGAAAGCUAGUACAGAGACGAAAUGGCAAAGAUGCACGAACAAGGGAAAUAAAAGGCUUUCGACAUCAUUUCAAAGUUGAACUUGCUACAACAUUGCAGCCAUCUUUCUUAGCUAAUUGUAAUUAAAAGUGUCAUGAAACCUUGUUAUUGCUGAAAAUCAGUGUCAACUCUUUUCUUUUCUUUUUAUUUUAUUGAUUUGGUUUACAAUUUUUGACACAUGAUGUGAAACCCGUGUUAACCUGAUUAUUUGGCAAAGUAACAUAGAACACAUCAAAUAUUUUUUU